This is a messenger RNA of Hibiscus syriacus, 2038 nucleotides long. RefSeq names its product protein DGS1, mitochondrial-like. The record is from RefSeq and is a predicted model, not a curated record. Gene Ontology annotation, cellular component: mitochondrial outer membrane. NCBI's taxonomy places the organism in Eukaryota, Viridiplantae, Streptophyta, Magnoliopsida, Malvales, Malvaceae.
GUCAACUUCGAGUCGGUUGACUCAGUUGAAGAGCAACUUCUGCACUACAAUUUCAGCGAGCCGGAAAACAAAAGUAUGGAAGCUGCGCCCGACGGAGACGAAUCAUCGGGGAGCAUUGAAACCCUAAACUCAUUUUACUCCGAAUAUCUGAGCAACCGAUUCUCCUCUUUGUUUUAUUCUUUUCCGUCAAAUUUUCUCGAGAAAAUCUCAAAUCUGUCUCGCCAAACGCUUCUUCCUAUCUCUACUAAACGCAGAGAUGGUUUCCCUCUCCCUUUGCCUUCCAGCUCAGUCGACUCCACUCGGACGACACCAGUGGCAUCGAGAAUUUAUGAAGUUUUAAAUGAUAUAAUGGAUCGCUUCAUUUUGAAUUUGCAUAAAAUUCAAGAGAAUUUGCAAUUUUGGCUAGCUAUAGCUGAGAGAUCUAAUGCAAGGAAAGUUUACUUCAUGAUUUUCGAGAGAGGGCCACAAUCUUUUGUUAAUGGAUCAGUUCAACUCAUGCGUGAAGCUUUCACUGAAGGAUUGGCAAUGCAAAACCUUUCCCAUUCUGCAUCUGUGUACAUCUCUGAAAGGAUUGCCGUCUUAUCUUCACUAAGGUGUUCACUUGCUGCUUUUCUGGCUCAGUUUUAUGUAGAUGUUGACAAAUGUGGAGAGGAGUUGGUAAAAGAUCCAGAGAAGUCAUUUCCCUCAAUAGCAUGCACUCUUAAUAGCUUAUUUUCUAAGUUGGAGGCAUCAAUUGGCCAUCUUCAUACGCUGCGUCAGAGCGGUUCUUCCGUUGAUGAAACCUAUUCCUUUGCUCUACUAUUUGAAAGAUUGCCAGAACUCAAUCGGGAAGAGUCUCAAUGGUCAAAUUCUGAAAUUAAUGAUUCUAUCAACUUGGUUUGUCAGAAUCUACAGGAACUGGACUCUUACUUAGCUUUCAUGGUAGCUAAACACCAAAAACCAAGUAAAGCAACUCGUUACUGGAUUCGGUAUACCUGUGGUGCUGUUGGCCUUUCAGUUUGUUCUUUCUGGCUCCUACGACAUAGUCGUCUGAUGGGAAGUUCUGACAUAGACAAUUGGAUUCAUGAAGCAAGGGAGUCUACAGUUAGCUUCUUUAAUGACCAUGUUGAGCAACCGCUUUUGGCAAUUAGAGAUGAACUUUUGGAUACAUUUAAGAAAAGACAGAAAGGUGUGAUGGAUAUGCAGGAAAUGCACUUGACUUCAAAUUCUCUCCACAGAAUGUUAUUGGCAUUCAGUGAGGAAACCAAAGGUACAAAAUUCCCAGAGAGUGCAUCAGAUCAGGAAAUGCUUGAGAUUGUUAUGUUAAGAUAUGAAAAGGAACUUAUGCAUCCUAUCCAGAAUCUUCUCCAUGGAGAGCUUGCUCAUGCUUUUCCAGUGCAGGUUCAGAAGUUGAAACUGGAUGUUGAGAUGGCAAUGCUUGAACUGGAUCAGAUUCUCAGAGCAAAUGAAAUCAACUUUGCAAUCCUAGCUGCCUUGCCAGCAUUCUUUCUGUCUCUUGGUCUGAUUGUAGCCGUGCGUGCAUGGUUUAGACAGGACACUAAAGCAGAAGGCAGGGGGAGAAUUGCUCGUAUCCAAAGGAGGCUACUUAUUGUGGAGGUUGAGAAAACAAUUUUGCAGUACCAGAUUUACCUUGACCAAGGGAUGGAAAACGAUUCCCAAUGCAUGUUCGGGCUGUUGAUUUAUUGUCUAGAUCGUUAUAAUUCUGUCAGAAGACAUGCAGAGGCAGCUGGUGAAUGGCAGUGCUUGAAACAGGAUAUAAUUGAUUUGGGAAAGCCUGGUCUUCAAACUUCUCACAAGCUAAUUGUGACGGCACGAAUGGAACGCUUGUACGACUGUUUGCUUCCUUCCCAAAAACGUCAAUAGAUCUUUACCUUUUGUCCAAAGGGCUAAUGCAAAACUUCCUUGGCCUUCUUGAAUUGUCGUCGGUUCAAAUUUUGUAGGGCAUUGCUUCAUUUUGGUAAACGGCUAAGGUUUGGUGCGAAUUUUCGCUAUGUUACUCGGAUUCAGAUGUGAAUGUCAUAAUCAAAUAUAUGUUCAA